GAUUGUGGUAUAUCCAAACGAGCCAAACUCCAUAUUCGUCAUUCACAAACGAUUCCCUACCGGAGGAGGACCUAGCUUCUACCAAGCCGCCACUCCCGUCGUUAGUGUUAGUGAAGAUACAUAACACACCGGACUAUAUCUAUACGUGAGCUAUAGCACACUGGCACAUCUUCCAAUAUGGCGAAUGUGAGGGACAGUGAUACUUCGUUGUGGCUUCAUAACAAAUUGGGAACGUCAAACGAUAGCUGGACAGGAAGCUCAAUCUGUUCUCAGUUGAAUGCUGAAGUGUUGAGAAACAUCAAGGACUGUUUUCCCGAUCUACAGACGCAGGUCAAGCUGAAAUUACUCCUUUCUUUCUUUCACAUACCACGGCGCAAUGUUGAAGAGUGGCGAGCAGAACUCGAGGAGAUCAUCGAAGUGGCAUCAUUGGACAGCGAGUUAUGGGUAUCGAUGUUGGCCGAAGCGAUGAAGACCUUCCCCUCGACGGGCUCCCUGAACACAGACAUCUCAGACCUCGACGAGCAUCGUCCAAUCUUCGGUGAGCUCGUCAACGAUCUUCGUAAACUAUUGAAGAAGCAGCAUGACCCAGCGAUGCUACCCCUGGAGUGCCACUACCUCAAUAAAACAGCCCUGAUAUCAGUGGUGGGCCAGCAGCCAGCACCAACCAAGCAUUUCACCCUUAAACGAAAGCCCAAGAGUACAGUACUCAGGGCUGAAUUGCUACAGAAGAGUGUGGAUGCUGCAAAUAAUUUGAAAAAGAGCACUACCCCAACGGUUCCAGUGAGAAGUAGAGGAAUGCCUCGAAAGAUGACUGACACAACUCCCCUGAAGGGCAUUCCCAGCAGAGUUCCAACGAGUGGCUUCAGAUCCCCAGCGAUAACUCCAUCCUCGAUGUACACCAGAACCCCCAUCAGCAGUAGAAGUCGAAAGGACGGGGGUAUUAAGCUACUGGAGAUUACAGAGCAACCCCUGGGGUACGCCCAGGCAAAGAAGAGAAAACGAAUACUGGAGCAGGAGGAGCAGCAGAAGAAGGUAGCAGAGGCGCAGGCAGCAGCUGCCGCUGCUGCAACGACCAGUCCUACUCCUGCUGAAGCAUCCACCACACCUGAAUAUGCUCAGGGACUGGCUCCUAUCAACCCACCAGCUACACCAGCUACAGCCAGUACCAUUACAUUAACCUCGACUACCCAGACUUAUACCACUACGACUACCCCUAUUGCUGUGCCUACGACACCUGCUACACCUCAGACUCCGACAACACCAAGUACACCAGCCACCCCCAGCACGCCAGUUCCCACUCCGACGAUCACCCCAGUGGAGAGCAGCCCAGUGGGUGUUCAGACAGUUCGUCCAGCUCAGACUGUCACCCAAAUUCGAAUUCAGACAAAUCCACCGCCAGCAAAUGCCGCAAACACCAGAAAGGGUUUAUCUCUCACGAGAGAACAGAUGCUGGAGGCCCAGGAGAUGUUCCGAACAGCCAACAAAGUCACUCGACCCGAGAAGGCCCUCAUUCUCGGCUUCAUGGCUGGAUCAAGGGAGAAUCCCUGUCCAAAGCUGGGAAAUAUCGUCACUGUCAUGCUCUCGGAGAAAGUCGAGGAUGUCAGCCAGCCGGAUGGAACUACAGUCUCGAUGCUUGUUGAAACCCACUUCCAGAUGAACUACACCAAUGGCGAGUGGAAGAGGAUAAAGAAGAACAGGAGGGUUGUCACCGAGGAAUCAGUCACCACGAGCACCCCUACAGCGCCUCCGACUGCCACAGCAUCGAAUUAAUUUUUUUUUUCAUGGCCUCAUCAGCUGUUGAUGGAACUGCAGGGCCAGGGGAUGAGAGAAAAGCAAAACGAAGACAAUCGGGAUAUUCGUGAACAUGUGCAAUCAUCGGGAAUCUAUUGCGGACAUUUUCACUCGUCAACAUUAUUUUUCAGAAGAAUCAGUUCUAAAAUUUCAUCAACAGCUGAUGAAUUUCUUCUCUACGCACAUAAUUUUUGUAAUUAUCGAAUCAUUUUUCAAAGUUUCUGUCCUCGCCUGAAUAACGAUUUUUUUUGGCACAAGGGCUUCUGACACAUUUGAAAAUUAUUAUUUUCGACUAUCGUUUAUCAGUUAUGACAAAAUUAAAGCUCGUGGUAGUUAGGACGUUCUCGGUAAUAUUUACAAAUCGCCUAAAUAAACAAAUCAGAUCUCAAUUUGAGAAAAAUCUAUUGGAGAGAAAAUUAUCGCUUAUAUAUGUUAUCAUAUAAUGAAUACGAAUCAUGUGAUGAAAGGAUUAAAUUGUUCGUAACUUAUAUUUUUUCCUCAAGGCAUCACGAAUAUUACAACUAACAAAUGUGAGGAAUUAAGUCUUGUAAAGUUGUUAUUCAAAUAAAAUAUAAUUAUAUUGAUAA
Molecule: messenger RNA, 2378 nt
Organism: Diachasmimorpha longicaudata
Lineage: Eukaryota; Metazoa; Arthropoda; Insecta; Hymenoptera; Braconidae
Gene: Nelf-A
Product: negative elongation factor A-like
Exons: 4
Coding region: 178-1770 (530 amino acids)
Biological process (GO): negative regulation of transcription elongation by RNA polymerase II
Cellular component (GO): NELF complex
Source: RefSeq, a predicted model, not a curated record